CGUAAACAACAAAUGCGAUUCUUGAGCUUGAUAGAUUUAUGAGGUUCGUUGUACUAGUUAUAAAUACCAGUCUACUCAUUGAUAAUUAGGUAAAGAUGACCCAGUCGAGUACCGAGGCCGUUAUGAUUUUACGACGACCAAAAAUUUGCCGAAUCUGUCGCGCACCGGACAAUGAUGAUCUAAUCUCAGUGCAGUUGGUACAGGAAAACGUUAGCAUAUCUCGGAUGGUCCACGAUUUGUCUGGAGUUGAGGUGACGGCCGACAAAAAUUUGCCACAAAAUGUUUGUCUUACGUGCCUUGAACGUUUGCGAAAUGCUUAUCAACUGCGACUACAGUGUAUUAGUUCUGAUGAGAGGUUGCGUAAAGAACUGUAUGCCAGUGCCGUUGACCAUAAAAUAGAAUCAGAAGCCAUGGUAAAGUUAGAAAUAGAGACAUUGAAUCUAGAGCUAGAGCAGAACGAUGAAAAUCACGAAGCUGACGAACAACAUUUAACGGAAAGGCUUAAUACAACGGAGCUGCUGGAAACAAGCGAUGUAAGCCUAUCUCUAGACGAGUUGAAGGAUCAUUUUCCUGACACUCAUAGUAUUCCUGCUCAAGAACUCAUUGCGAUAUUGGCUCCAGACGAGGACGAAUAUAGAAAGAAACCUGGUUCCAUGUAUUUGAAACAUUACGACGAAUCAGAUUACGAAGUUGUACAGCAGAAUGACCACUACGAGCAGGUUAAAUUCAUCGUUGCUCGCUGUUGCGGUUGCUCGGAACGUUUCUCGAACAAAAUUGACUUGCUUGCGCAUGGUCAUUUGAUUCAUAAACCUAAACAAAAUAGUAAAACUGAUACAAUUUUUGAGUGUCCCGUGUGUUUUCGGCAGUUUAAUACAGAGGAUGCCAUUUUGCAGCAUCGGCAUUGUAUCGAUACUAACCACUAUCAUUGUCGAGAAUGUGACAUACUGCUAAAUGAUCGAGAGUGUAUGCUUGGUCAUUUGGAGCGCGCUCAUUCAAUUGAAGUUAGGACCGAGGAUAAUGAACAACUGAUAUGCUCUGAGGAUAGCGAACAAGAAGAUGAUGGAUGUGAGCCUAUUUCAACGUUAGCUUCGCUAACCACUAAACAAUACAAAUUGAUACCUACUGAACAUGAAUAUGACUUGGUGGAAUUUACCUGGUUGCUUUGCUGCGGUUGUGGCAGCUUUUUCGAAAAACGGGAAGAAUUCGAACAACACUCAAGAGAUACACAUGCCCUAGAACGAAUCGAACAGCACGAAACGUUCCCGUUCGAGUGUAGCAUUUGCUAUCAACGCUUUAGGAACCAGGCCUCUCUAACGUAUCACAGCAAUGCUCCCAACAAACGGAGAAUAGCCUGUCGAAUCUGUGAAGGUAUAUUCAAGGGUGAAAGUUCCUACGGGAAGCAUUUGAUUAGCUAUCAUGGAAUGGUCAUUGAUCACAAGCAAGCAGGCAAUGAAUCUGUGUUGGAAGACAAUAUGGGUAUGGAUUUUGAAGUUCAAGAAAUAGAGGAAAUUAAAGAGGAAAUAGGUAUUGAAAUUAUCCCAGAGGAGAAUCCGAAUGAAGAUGAAGGCAUGCAAAAUGUAGAAUUUAUUUUGGAUUUUUCCGAAGAUGAUUUAGACUCAGAUGAAGAGUAUCUAGAGGAUUCCAAAAAUGUUCAACCAAAACCUAGAAAAUUUAACAAAUAUUUACCAACCAGGCAACGCAAGGAGAUGGGUCGCGUGCCAGGAAAUUUACUUCGCAUUAUCGAGGAGCUUGAUGGAUACAAUAUUGUUGAACUCUUGAAAAAGCGAUGCUGUCGCUGCUUAGCGUUUUUUAACUCACUAGACGAAUUGAACGAACACACCGAGGAGCACAGGCAACAAUCACUAAUGGAAAGCCAAAGUUUGGACAAACCAAUCAAAUACCAGUGCGAGUUUUGUUUGAAAACUUUUGAUAUCGCCCUGGUAUACGUGGUUCACAAGAGAAUUCGUGAACAGAAGCAAUUUUACCAAUGUAAAUUGUGUGAUUUUGUGAUUGAUUCCGAGUCUCGACUCAAAAAUCACAUGUUGCACAAUGAUCAGCAUGCGAAAUUUUUCAAUCUGUUUCGAGAAGACGUUAGUGAUAGAUACGAUGCUGUACAAUUACCUGGUGUACGCUGUUGUGGCUGCGGUCAUUAUUUUGACAAUGAGGCAGCUCUAGAGGAACAUUCCAGUUCGGUACAUCCAAGAGAUAGCAAGAAGGACGCCCUGAAACGAACGUACACCUGUAUGGUGUGUGACAAGCGCUGCUACAAUAAGUCCGAAGUUGAAGCUCAUCAGCUGAAGAACGGAUCUACUGUUCGCUAUUACUGCAAACUGUGCGACUUCGAGACGCCUAGUGAAGCUAGAAUGUUAAAGCAUUUAUACAGUUCAAUACACAAUCAGGCGCUGCCAUCGAUCGAGGUAAAAAAUGUUGAAGUUGGCUUCCAAAAGGCUGGACCGCUUCGUUACUGUUGCUUUGAGGGUUGCAGUUUGCCGUUUAACGACACUAACAAACUGCAAGAGCAUGUCGAUUCUAUACAUGGAGGUGAGAAAGAAGCGAAUAUCGCAGCAAAUGGCAUCCGGGACAAUGGUAAACUACAGUGUGAUAUUUGCUUUCGUGUGUUUCGAACAGUAACUUUACUAAAGCAACAUCAGUUAUUUAAUCAGCGUGUGCCUAAGAGCUAUGUUUGUUCUGUAUGUGGUGUAGCUAAGCAAAACAAAACAGCUCUUACGGCGCACGAGAUGAGUCAUACCGGUGAAAGACCUUACGCAUGUACAGUGUGUGACAAGCGAUUUGCCUCUCAAACAAUUUUAACCUCCCACAUGAAAUGCCAUGUCCCGAAGCAGUACCAGUGUACAGAGUGCGGCGAAAAGUUUGCCCGCGGGGAGAAUCUCAAGCGUCACAUACGCCAUCUCCAUUCCGAGGCUGCUUACUGUUGCACUUACUGUCCGCGCAAGCUUAAAACACGUGAGGCACAGGUCCUUCACGAAAGAUCACACACGGGUGAGAAACCGUUUGAGUGUCGCACUGAGGGAUGUGAUAAGCGGUAUGCUAGUAUCACCGACCGGAGGCGACAUGAAAUGGCCAGCCACACGGGUGAACGGCCUCACAAGUGUUCCUACUGUUUGGCAUCAUUCGUGCGGAAGCGUCAGCUGACUAUUCACGAGCGAAAGCACACCGGGGAGCGACCGUUUGUUUGUAAUAGCUGCGGGAAAGCUUUCAUAGAUGCACCGCUUCUGAAGAAGCAUGCCUGCGGUGCAGGUCGGUGAAUGUGUUCAGUUUAACUUUGCUUAUAAGUUUUUGUACAGUUUGGUCAAUAAAUCAAAAAAUGUA
Topomyia yanbarensis is the source of this 3330-nucleotide messenger RNA. RefSeq names its product zinc finger protein 26-like. Lineage: Eukaryota; Metazoa; Arthropoda; Insecta; Diptera; Culicidae. Gene Ontology annotation, molecular function: zinc ion binding; DNA-binding transcription factor activity, RNA polymerase II-specific; RNA polymerase II transcription regulatory region sequence-specific DNA binding. The record is from RefSeq and is a predicted model, not a curated record. Gene Ontology annotation, biological process: regulation of transcription by RNA polymerase II. The coding region runs from base 96 to 3266 and encodes 1056 amino acids. The transcript is spliced from 4 exons. Gene Ontology annotation, cellular component: nucleus.